Populus trichocarpa (black cottonwood) is the source of this 2256-nucleotide messenger RNA. Its product is annotated as cysteine-rich receptor-like protein kinase 44. The transcript is spliced from 7 exons. Gene Ontology annotation, molecular function: ATP binding; protein kinase activity. The coding region runs from base 146 to 2122 and encodes 658 amino acids. NCBI's taxonomy places the organism in Eukaryota, Viridiplantae, Streptophyta, Magnoliopsida, Malpighiales, Salicaceae. Gene Ontology annotation, biological process: protein phosphorylation. The record is from RefSeq and is a predicted model, not a curated record.
AAGACCAAUUGCUAAUUCUUGACGUGUCAGCACUGGUCGCCAGUGCUUUUGCCCUCUCCCUUGUACCCGCCAUUACCAAGGUUUUGCUUCUCGAUGAGCUCAAAACAUAUUUAGUAAUUUCUUGACAGUUUAUCCAUCGACUGCAAUGGACCGUCCAAGUUUGGUUUCCCUCUUUUCUCGUAUUCUCAUUACCCUUUGUUUUGGAAUUGCACAACCGCAACAAUUUUGUUCCAACAAGGGAACCUAUUCUGUAAAUAGUACCUACAGCUAUAAUCUCAAUCUACUACUCUCUUCUCUCCCUUCAAGCAUAGCAGAGAAUGGUAUCUUCUACAAAGCCACAGUAGGCCAAGGCCCUGACAAAGUCUAUGCUCUGGCCCUUUGUAGAGAAGAUCUUCCCUCAGAAAAAUGCUACAGUUGCGUUAACACUACUAGCCAAGGCAUUAAACAGCAGUGUCCUAAUCAAAAAGAAGCACUCGUGUGGACGGGUUCUAAUUGCCUGGUAAGGUAUGCGAACCGUGAUAUUUUCGCCAAGAUGGAGGAAAUACCUCCCUUCUGCAUAUCCAAUCCGAAUGAUUUCUCUGGAGAUUUUGCUAAAUUCAACGAGACACUACAUGAUUUGAUGGAGAAACUUAUAACUCAGGCUUCUUCGGGUCCCAAGUUUGCAACAGGAGAUGUGAACUUCACAAAACCGAUAUAUGGUCUGGUGCAAUGUACCCCUGAUAUAUCAGAGCGUGAUUGCGGAAUUUGUCUACAGAAGGGAAUGGGAGAAAUGGAAAGCUGUGCUGGUGGACGCGAAGGAGGAAGAGUUCUUAGUCCAAGUUGCAUAGUUUGGUUUGAGGUAUUUCGUUUUUAUAUCCCUGCUGGUACUGUAGAUGCUCCGCUACAAUUUCCUCCAGGCGCGGCUAUCUUACCUCCUCAGCCACCAUCUCCUCCAAGUCCCGCUAACGUAUCCCCUCUCAACGAGACAAGAAACAAGAUUGUUAUUAUCAUUGUUGCGGCUGUAGCCAGCUUAGUUACCCUUAUCACAAUCAUUUGUGCUCUUUUCCUAUGGAGAAGGAUGAAGCAGAAAGUUGAGAAUGAUGAUGAGAUGAGAAUGCUAGAAUCCUUGGAAUUCAACUUCAGUACCUUGAAAAUAGCAACAGAUGAAUUCAGCAAUGAUAAUAAGCUUGGACAAGGUGGAUUUGGUUCAGUUUACAAGGGAGUGCUUCCAAACGGACAAGAAAUUGCUGUCAAAAGGCUAUCCGGCUAUUCUUCACAAGGUGAAAUAGAAUUCAAGAAUGAGAUUCUGUUAUUGGCUAAGCUCCAACACAGAAAUCUUGUUAGCCUUGUAGGUUUUUGCUCCGAAGGAGAGGAACGAAUCCUUGUUUAUGAGUUUUUGGGGAAUGGCAGCCUUGAUAAAUUCAUAUUUGAUCCAAUCAAGAGCACCCAACUGAAUUGGGAAACAAGGUGCAGAAUCAUCAGCGGCAUUGCUAGAGGAAUUCUUUAUCUUCAUGAAGAUUCUCGUCUUAGGAUCAUUCAUCGUGACCUGAAAGCUAGCAAUGUCUUGUUAGAUGAAGAGAUGAAUCCUAAAGUUUCAGAUUUUGGCUUGGCAAGGCUGUUUCAACCAGAUCAAACCCAACGCAUUACCGGCAGAGUUGCGGGGACCUACGGCUACAUGGCUCCAGAAUAUGCCUUGCACAAUCGAUUCUCAGUGAAAUCUGACGUCUUCAGUUUUGGAGUGUUGGUUCUAGAGAUAGUAACUGGUAAGAAAAACAGCUGGCUGAACAAUUCGGAGGAACUAGAGCUCCUUCUAAUCCAUGUAUGGAGAAAUUGGAGAGAAGGAACAGCUACGAACCUGAUUGACGAAACAUUGAGGGGCAGUCCAGUAAGUGAUGUAAUGAGAUGCUUACACAUAGGUUUAUUGUGUGUUCAAGAGAAUGUGUCAGGUAGACCCACCAUGGCUGCUGUUGUUCCUAUGCUCAAUAGCCAAUCCUGGAGUCUCCCAUCACCUUCACGACCUGCGUUUCUUUUGGACAGUAACGCAGACACAGGCUUGCCUUUAUUAGAAUCCGAUACAGGAACUACUACGCAGGACCAAUCCACAGAAAACACACAACGGACAGCAUAUCUGUCUCCAAAUUGAAAUUUUCAUAGACUGAGAUAUACUCUCAAAAGCACGAAAACUUGAUUGCAUUGUUUGAAAAUUGAUACAAUUUCGAAAGACAUGAUGCUGCACAUGGUUUGUUGAAUGGUAUCUGAUGACCAUAGUGAUGUUAA